AUGCAAUACUCUCUUGUCCUCGGAGCUGCGCUCGCAGUCGCCAUCCCAACCGUCACUGCGGGAUGCGCCAACGAUGGCGGCAACUGGUACUGUGACCCAGUCGACUCUAUCAAGUACACCAACUUCGACUUCUCCGGCUCCUACAACAUGAUCACCAACAUGGACGACGGCUCCAUGUCCUGCGGCUCCUCGCCAAAGCAGUACAGCGGUCCUCUCGCUCCCCUUGACGAGGAGGUCUCCCUCCACUUCCGUGGUCCCAUGAACCUCCACAAGCUCGCCGUCUACAACCUUGGCUCCGACAAGCCAAAGCGCGACCUCAAGCCCACCAUCCACGAGCGUCGUCACGGCCACUCUCACCAGAGAUUCCACGAGAAGCGUGCCGUUGGAGAUGUUGUUACCGCCACCAUUGACGGCAAGGUCGUCACGUGGGCCAACAACUACGGCGGUGGUGCUGCUCCCACCCCUGCUCCAGGUGCUCCAGCCUCUGGACCACAUGUCAAGAGCUAUGGCGCCCCCAAGGACAACAAGAAGCCUAAGCCAUCCAGCUCUGCUCCCGUCAAUGUUGGACCAGGCCAGUGGGGCCGUGUUGCCUACUACGAUGCCGAUGCUGGUGAGGCUGAUGGUAUCACCUUCUUGAACAACGAGGGUGCCUGGGCCGAGGGUGUCAUUCAGGGAUUCGGCUGUGCUCUCUCCUACGCUGCUGAGAACCUCUUCGGAAUGGGUACCUCCCCAUCCGUCCCCAAGGACAAGAUGAUUCCUGAUGGCAAGGAAAUCGUCAUCAUGACCGACAAGAAGUGUGAGGGUAACAGCUGCGGUUACUCCCGCCCUGGUGCCGUUGCCUACCACGGUUUCGAUGGUGCCAACAAGAUCUUCCUCGCCCAGCUCGACAUGCCUCUCACCGGUGCCAAGGCCGAGUCCAUCUACAGCCCCGUCGACAUGCCUGCUUUCUGGAUCCUCAACGCUCAAAUUCCCCGUGUUUCCCAAUACCCAAUGAACAAGGACUGCUCCUGCUGGGCCUCCGGAUGCGGUGAAUUCGACGUCCUCGAAGUCCUCGCCCCAGGUGACAAGCGCUGCAAGUCUACCCUCCACGGAAACGUCUCCGGUGGAUCCAGCUACUACUUCGAGCGCCCAGAGAAGACCGUCACCGCCGCCGUUGUCUUCAACGCUGCCUCCAGCUCCCUCCACGUCAAGAUCCUCAAGGACAUGAAGGACUUCCCCACCACUCUCGAUGCCGAUCUCGUCAAGGAGAUGUGCGCUGACGCAGAGAGGAGCAACACCUUCCCUCUCGGCUCUUAG
This is a messenger RNA of Arthroderma uncinatum, 1296 nucleotides long. RefSeq lists its product as uncharacterized. The record is from RefSeq and is a predicted model, not a curated record. Gene Ontology annotation, cellular component: fungal-type cell wall. The transcript is spliced from 3 exons. The coding region runs from base 1 to 1296 and encodes 431 amino acids. NCBI's taxonomy places the organism in Eukaryota, Fungi, Ascomycota, Eurotiomycetes, Onygenales, Arthrodermataceae.